This is a messenger RNA of Rana temporaria (common frog), 5494 nucleotides long. RefSeq lists its product as uncharacterized. Gene Ontology annotation, molecular function: nucleic acid binding; zinc ion binding; aspartic-type endopeptidase activity. The transcript has a single exon. NCBI's taxonomy places the organism in Eukaryota, Metazoa, Chordata, Amphibia, Anura, Ranidae. The coding region runs from base 2 to 4516 and encodes 1504 amino acids. Gene Ontology annotation, biological process: DNA integration; proteolysis. The record is from RefSeq and is a predicted model, not a curated record.
AAUGCUACAACGCCUCAGGGAAACGGAUCCUGUGAUGUACCUGCAGUUUCUCGAGCGUCAGGCUGAGAGAGAGGAGCGCAGGGCUGAGAGGGAGGCUGCGCAGAGGGAAGCUGAUCGUCGACACGAACUGGAGAUGACUAGGCUCCAGCAGCAGCGACAGGUUCAGAACCCCGGAUCCCUAGAGCACAGGGAUGCCGCUCUGCCAGUAGCUCCGGCAGCCAAAUUUCCUGUUAUGGAAAAGGACAGUGACAUUGACGUGUAUCUACUGUCGUUUGAAAAAACUUGCCGUCAGUACCAUCUGCCCCCAGCACAAUGGGCCCGGUACCUGACGCCAGGGCUACGAGGCAAGGCCCUGGAUGCUUAUGUUGAACUGUCUGAAGAGCAGGGCAAUGAUUAUGAGGCCCUAAAGGCUGCGAUCAUCCAAAAGUUUCAGCUAACCCCGGAAGUUUACCGGAAGCGUUUUAGGUCCUUGCAAAAAGGGCCUGGGGACUCAUACCUGGAUGUGGAAAGUCGCUUACGCACCACAUUCCGGCAGUGGACUAAAGGCUUGAAAGCUGAUUCUUUUGAGUCCCUGGAAGAUCUUAUGAUUGAAGAUCAACUUUUGCACAUCUGUCCUACAGACGUCAGACAGUUUGUGCUGGAGCGAAAGCCAAACUCGGCUAAAGUAGCAGCAGAACUGGCAGAUACCUAUAUCCACUCUCGGGUAUCUGACCAUCGCAAGGCUCCUCCGAACGGCUGGAAAGGAGGGAAAUCUCACAUGGCAACCCCUCCUCCACCUGCCAACCAAGUCCCUCAGCAGAUGGAACCUGCAGUUCCUGGUGCCAAGGCAUUCCUGACUAAUAAUCGCACAUGCUACACCUGCGGGAAAGCCGGACAUCUCAAGGCACAGUGCCCUGAGCAGAAGAAGCUGACAUCACCUGGCCAUCCGGCCAGCAACCCUUCUGCUGUACUGUGCGUCAGUGGGAAACCUCCAGGAACCAAUGCCAACUUGCAGCCUGUCACCGUAGGCCACCGGACUGUAAUAGGGUUGCGUGACACUGGAGCAGAAGUUACGUUGGUCAGACCAGAGGUGAUAGAAGAAACAGACAUCAUCCCAGAGAAGUUUCUUACCCUCACUGGAGUGGGGGGAACCCUUUCCUGUGUGCCCCGUGCCUAUGUUUUCAUCGAUUGGGGUGCUGGGAGUGGGAUGAGAGAGGUGGGCGUCUCAGAGGAGAUCCCUACUGCUGUGUUGUUGGGUGCUGAUUUAGGUACCCUUGUUUCUUACUACGUCCCUGCUAAGAGCACCCAGGAUGCUCCCACGGAACUCUCUGGACCUACCAAGGUACUGUGUACAGAUGUUGGGGUAAUAUCUGGGCAACCUGUGGAUGGACAGAGGGAGGGGGAGGGUGAAGUUGAAGUGCAAGGUCCUCCUUAUUCAGAAACAGGAGAGGAGACCCCCUUGCUUGGGAAGGUAACUGAUACAGGUUCCAAUGAUGCUGCAAUGAUAAAUGUUAAAUGUGAUGAUGCUGAUGUUGAUGUUGAUGAUAAUGCAUUGCCAGUUUUAGUGGUCACUCGCAGUGCUGCCAAGGCGGCCGAGGUGCAGGCCCUGAUCGCAGAACAGCAGGAGGAGGUCUCUGGGCCCUCUCCCUGUUCUGACCCAGCGGACUCCACCUCUGUUGAGCCUCAGCAGCCGUCCUUGUUUGCCACAGGACUGCUGGCUGGGACUUGUGGUACCGCCUUUGAAACAGCACUGCAGACAGACCAAACACUAGCACAGCUCAGGAGUUCAGCUGAUCGCCCCCCUGCAGAGAAUUGCAAACAAAAGCUCUACUGGGAGAAAGGGAAACUGUACAGAGAAGGUUUGCCUGCAGAGGGGAAUGAAUCUGACACAAGAAGCAGGCAGCUAGUUGUACCCAGUCAAUUUAGGGGACAGCUGCUAAAAGUGGCUCAUGAGAUUCCCCUAGCAGGGCACUUGGGAAUUACUAAGACCCGAGGGCGGUUGAUGCAUAACUUUUAUUGGCCUACGAUGCGCACUGACAUAGCUGACUACUGUCGGUCCUGUGUUACCUGCCAGCGAGUUGGCAAGGUAGGGGAUGUACAGCGGGCUCCGCUAAAACCUUUGCCUGUGAUUGACGAACCUUUUAAGAGGGUGGCGGUGGAUAUCAUUGGGCCUUUGGCCAUCCCUAGCAGUUCAGGCAAACGUUUUAUCCUGACAGUUGUCGACUAUGCCACACGGUAUCCAGAGGCAGUGGCUCUCUCCUGCCUCCGGACAGACAAGGUUGCUGAUGCUCUGCUGGGAAUCUUCACAAGAGUGGGGUUCCCAGCCGAACUCAUUAGCGAUCAAGGACCUCAGUUUAUGUCUGACUUGAUGCAAGCUCUCUGUCUGAAAAUACAGAUGACGCAUAUCGUGGCCAGUGCUUAUCAUCCACAAACCAACGGUUUGUGUGAGCGUUUCAAUGGCACCCUGAAACAAAUGUUGUGCACCUUUGUGCACUCCCAGGGCAAGGACUGGGAACGAUAUCUGCCUCAUCUGCUGUUUGCUUACAGAGAGGUGCCUCAGGAGUCCACAGGCUUUUCGCCGUUUGAACUUCUGUAUGGACGGAGGGUAAGAGGGCCCCUGGACCUAAUCCGUGAGACCUGGGAGGGCAAGAUUGCCGACCCAGAGGUCUCAGUUGUGGAUUACGUUCUAAAAUUCAGAGAUAAAAUGGAGACGCUGGUGGGAAUUGUACGGGAAAACAUGACCAAGGCCCAGACCAACCAGAAACAGUGGUAUGACCGUAAUGCUAGAGAGCGGACCUUCAAUGUUGGUCAGCAGGUGUAUGCUCUGCUUCCCCUGCGGAAGAACAAACUCCAAGCUGCAUGGGAAGGCCCGUACACCAUCACCCAGCGCCUGAAUGAUGUCACCUACUUGGUAAGGUUGGGGGAAGGGAGUAGACGGCAGAGGGCCAUCCAUGUGAACAUGCUCAAAGCCCAUCAUGAGCGCACGGCCUAUGUCAUGCCAGUCUGCAGCAGGCCGGAGCCUGAGGAGGCUGAUCCACUUUUAGACCUGCUAGCUGACAGCAGGGAGGUAGACUCAGAACUCCUGAUUAACUCCAAACUAACCCCCACCCAGGUACCUGGGCUAAAGAGAGUGCUGGCAGUACAUGGUAGCAGGUUUACAGGGAAACCUGGGAGGACGCACCUCGCUAUCCACCAGGUGGACACCGGGACACAUCCACCCAUUAAACAGUCGGCCUAUCGUGUCUCCUUGGAGGUGCUGGCUGACAUGAAAAGGGAGGUGGAGGAAAUGCUGCAGCUGGGGGUGAUUCAGAAGUCCCACAGUGCCUGGGCAUCCCCAGUAGUCCUGGUCCCCAAAAAGGAUCGGACGACCAGGUUCUGUGUGGACUACCGGAAGCUGAAUGCCAUCACCACUGCAGAUGCCUACCCCAUGCCCCGGAUUGAUGAGUUGUUAGAUAGGCUGGCGGCCGCCCACUAUAUAACAAUCAUGGAUCUGAGCAGGGGGUACUGGCAAAUUCCUCUGGCCCCUGAGGCUCGGGAAAAGUCGGCUUUCAUCACCCCAUUCGGCUUGUUCGAAUUUACCGUCAUGCCGUUUGGGAUGAAGAAUGCCCCAGCUACCUUCCAGAGAGUCAUGAAUGAUUUACUGGAGGGGCUGGAACCCUUUGCCGUAGCCUACCUGGAUGACAUCGCUGUGUUCAGCCCUACCUGGGAAGAACACCUGAUGCACCUGUCACAGGUCCUGGACCGAUUGACCGAUGCCAACCUGACUGUCAAACCCAGUAAGUGUCAGAUCGGCAUGAAUGAUGUGCAUUACCUGGGACACCAGGUAGGAGGAGGCACCCUGAAACCCGAGACAGGAAAGGUUGAGGCCAUCCUGGCCUGGCCUAUCCCCCAAACCAAAAAACAGGUUAUGUCUUUCUUGGGGACCGCUGGCUACUAUAGGAAGUUUGUAGGUAACUAUAGCAGCCUGGCCAAACCUCUGACUGACCUAACCAAAAAGAAACUGCCCAAGGUGGUGUCUUGGACACCAGAAUGUGAGCAGGCAUUUCAGGCCUUGAAGGAGGCGCUGGCCAGCGCCCCUGUGCUACAGGCUCCCGACUUCACCCGCCGUUUUCUAGUGCAGACGGAUGCCUCUGCCUAUGGAUUGGGUGCAGUCCUGAGCCAAGUGGAUGAUGCCGGAGAGGAGCAUCCCAUCCUCUACCUGAGCCGGAAGCUGCUUCCCAGGGAAGUAGCUUAUGCCACGAUCGAAAAGGAGUGUCUUGCGAUCGUGUGGUCUCUCCAGAAGUUACAAACGUAUCUUUAUGGACGGCAUUUCACUGUGAUCACCGAUCACAAUCCCUUGAGCUGGCUAAAUCGUGUUGCUGGGGAGAAUGGCAAACUACUUCGGUGGAGCUUAAUUCUGCAGCAAUACGAUUUCACCAUCCAGCAUAAGAAAGGCAGUGCCCAUGGAAAUGCUGAUGGGCUGUCACGACAAGCCGAGCCCGCCGGAGUCGGUUGCGUCAGGAGGGAAAUUGUAGUUCCCUCCCAUGCAACCACCUAAGGGGGGAGGUGUAACGAUAUUGCGCGCUGGACACGCGACUAGCUGUUGUGUAAGAACCAUACAGCAGCCAUGUUGUUUUAAAACAGUAUAAGCAGUGGAAAGAAACUCACUCCCUCCCUCCCUUAUUCUCAGGAAUUCAUAGGCAUUCUACUUCAAAAGAUCUGUUAUCUCCUCCGAGAAACAGAGCAACCCAGGUUUCUUAAUGUCUCCUGGCAGGGUUCCUGGCCUGUCGUAAAACUGUCGUCCUCUCACCUCAGAGAGUCCACAGACCCCUGUCGUAAAUGCCUUAGACUCAUAAACGCUGAAGACUAAGGAAUAAGUAUGAACGUUACACAUGUUUCAUAACUUCCAGCUAACUCAUAGCACAGCCCAACAACAGACAUAUUUAGUUUCCUCAGAUAAUUUGUAACGUUUCGAGCCCAGACAUGAAUAUGAUCAAUCAUACGGAAGGCACCCUGGCCCCAUUUAUUCAUCAUAGGUAGAUUAACCAUGGUAGACUUGUCACGUUUGGACUUUUCUUAAAGCAAAUAUCACGCUCUACAAUAACACGGAUGUUGGUAGUCUGUAACUAUUAGAACUGCAGAGAUAUGAAUAUGUAUCACGAAGUGUACCUGGGUUAUGGGCGUGAAUGUGGACCCUCCCAGUAACCAGCCCCUAAAUCAGAUGACCAGACAAUUGGUUACUGGUCGUGUCAACACCCCUUUUUGAUGGGACAGAAAAGAGGAGAUGCCAAGUCAAGGGAGUUCUCCUUUUACCAUCCAAGCAAGAGCAUCUGCCAAGUUUGAGAACCGAUUACCCAGUUCAUCGAUCGAACUCUGAUCAACCUUGGACAUUAAUUGCAAGUAUUCUUCUUCUUCAAUUCUACCCUAUUACUUUGUCGCUGUAUAUUGUCGCUAUCUCUUUAAAACAUAUUUUUCUGUAACACUUUAUUGCACCAAGUUUGCCCUUUUCGUAAUAAACCUUUUAUGUUGAAAAGUG